AGAGCUGUGUGUCUCCCGCGACAACACCUUUGUCGAGAACAUCUUGGGAGGGAGCUGGAAUCUCUGUCCUCCAGGACGCUCCCUACCACAACUUUUCUAUAAGUUCUGUGAUCAACAUGGGGGACUCCCACAUGGACACCGGUGCCACCAAUGCUGAGGCAGUUGCCGAAGAAGUGUCUCUCUUCAGCAUGACAGACAUGAUUCUGUUUUCUCUCAUCAUUGGUGUUCUAACUUACUGGUUCCUCUUUAGAAAGAAAAAAGACGAAAUACCAGAGUUCACCAAAAUUUCAGCAACGACCACCUCUGUCAAAGAGAGCAGCUUCGUGGAAAAGAUGAAGAAGACGGGGAGGAACAUCAUCGUGUUCUAUGGCUCCCAGACGGGGACCGCCGAGGAGUUCGCCAACCGCCUGUCCAAAGACGCCCACCGCUAUGGCAUGCGGGGCAUGGCGGCGGACCCCGAGGAGUAUGACCUGGCCGACCUGAGCAGCUUGACUGAGAUAGACAACUCUCUGGUGAUUUUCUGCAUGGCCACUUACGGUGAGGGGGACCCCACCGACAACGCCCAGGACUUCUAUGACUGGCUGCAGGAGACAGACGUGGACCUCUCCGGUAUCAAGUACUCGGUGUUCGGCCUGGGGAACAAGACCUAUGAGCACUUCAACGCCAUGGGCAAGUACGUGGACCAGCGGCUGGAGCAGCUUGGAGCACAGCGCAUCUUCGAGCUGGGCCAGGGCGAUGACGAUGGGAACUUGGAGGAGGACUUCAUCACGUGGCGAGAACAGUUCUGGCCGGCUGUGUGUGAGUUCUUCGGGGUGGAGGCCACUGGAGAGGAGUCCAGCAUUCGACAGUAUGAGCUCGUGGUCCACACGGACAUCGACAAGGCCAAGGUGUACACAGGCGAGAUGGGCCGUCUGAAGAGCUAUGAGAACCAGAAACCCCCCUUUGAUGCCAAGAAUCCGUUCUUGGCUGCGGUCACCACUAAUCGGAAACUGAACCAGGGUACUGAGCGACACCUCAUGCACCUAGAAUUAGACAUCUCAGACUCCAAAAUCAGGUAUGAAUCUGGGGACCAUGUGGCCGUCUACCCAGCCAACGACUCCAGCCUUGUCAACCAGCUUGGGAAGAUCCUGGGUGCCGACCUGGAUGUUGUUAUGUCCCUGAAAAACCUAGACGAGGAGUCCAACAAGAAGCACCCGUUCCCCUGCCCCACCACCUACCGCACGGCUCUCACCUACUACCUGGACAUCACCAACCCUCCCCGCACCAACGUGCUGUAUGAGCUGGCGCAGUAUGCCUCUGAGCCCUCCGAGCAGGAACAGCUGCGCAAGAUGGCCUCGUCCUCAGGCGAGGGCAAGGAGCUGUACCUGAGCUGGGUGGUGGAGGCCCGGAGGCACAUCCUGGCCAUCCUGCAGGACUACCCAUCCCUGCGGCCGCCCAUCGACCACCUGUGUGAGCUGCUGCCACGGCUGCAGGCCCGCUACUACUCCAUCGCCUCCUCUUCUAAGGUCCACCCCAACUCUGUGCACAUCUGUGCUGUGGUGGUGGAGUAUGAGACCAAGUCAGGCCGGAUCAACAAGGGCGUGGCCACCAGCUGGCUGCAGGCCAAGGAUCCGGCCGGGGACAAUGGCCGCCGGGCCCUGGUGCCCAUGUUUGUGCGCAAGUCCCAGUUCCGCCUGCCCUUCAAGUCCACCACGCCGGUCAUUAUGGUGGGCCCUGGCACUGGGGUUGCCCCCUUCAUAGGCUUCAUCCAGGAGCGGGCCUGGCUGCAGCAGCAGGGCAAGGAGAUUGGGGAGACACUGCUGUACUAUGGCUGCCGCCGCUCUGAUGAGGACUACCUGUACCGAGAGGAGCUGGCCCAGUUCCACAAGGAUGGCGCCCUCUCCGGGCUCAACGUGGCCUUCUCCCGGGAGCAGGCUCACAAGAUCUAUGUGCAGCACUUGCUGAAGAGGGACAAGGAGCACCUGUGGAAGCUGAUCCACGAGGGUGGUGCCCACAUCUACGUCUGUGGGGACGCACGUAACAUGGCCAGGGAUGUGCAGAACACCUUCUGCGACAUCGCGGCUGAGCUUGGAGCCAUGGAGCAUGCCCAGGCGGUGGACUAUGUCAAGAAGCUGAUGACAAAGGGCCGCUACUCCCUGGAUGUGUGGAGCUAGGAGCCACCUCACACCUCCCUGCACACCAGACUCCGCCCACCUGUGAUCUGUCCUCACUCCCUCCUCCAGCUCCUGGUGGCUCCUGCUCGGCCUGGCCUGGGGCCGGGCCCACGAUAGAGACUCUUUCAGGCCUGAGAGGCAUCCCCCCGCCCGAGCCAAGGUGGCCUCCGCACAGGCAGCCCGCCACAGGACAAGGGGUGUGGGGCCUACACGUGGUGACACCAUGGGCCUUGGCAGCUGUACAGAAGGGGCUGUUUGCAGCUGAGCUGGGGCUUGGCUCCACCACUUGAUUUUGAAUGUGUAAAUAAUUUUAAAUAAUCUCUGGCCCUUGGAAUAAAAUUGUUUUCUGUA
Messenger RNA from Fukomys damarensis (Damara mole-rat), 2504 nucleotides. RefSeq names its product NADPH--cytochrome P450 reductase. The record is from RefSeq and is a predicted model, not a curated record. Gene Ontology annotation, molecular function: NADPH-hemoprotein reductase activity; flavin adenine dinucleotide binding; FMN binding. Gene Ontology annotation, biological process: response to hormone. NCBI's taxonomy places the organism in Eukaryota, Metazoa, Chordata, Mammalia, Rodentia, Bathyergidae. The transcript has 17 exons. Gene Ontology annotation, cellular component: cytosol. The coding region runs from base 117 to 2153 and encodes 678 amino acids.